AUGGCAGCUCGUAUCGCGGAAGGUAGAAGCCACCAUACGACCUGGGAUGCUGCAGUGGCAGCAGAAGAGCAAGCCCACGAGGAGCUGACCAAGAACACCCUGCGGCUUCGGAUCAAGUGCCCCAAGACCGGAGACGAGAAAAGGGAAGCAGCGGCUCAGGUGGCGGUGUCUCCAUCUGGUGAUAGUGGUGUGAUAGUUGACCGAUCCACCGGUGGUGCUGACGGGGAUCUUGCCGGCGAUGAGGAUGCUAACGCCGAAUCUGCAUCGGAGGUCAAAGAGGUGGUCGACGAGGGUUGUGGCAGCUUCAAACGCAUGCAUGCAAACAGGAGGGCGGUGGUCCCAACAUGCCCCGAGUGCGGGAAGACCUUCCCCUCCGAUAAAUCACUGUUUGGCCACCUGAGGUGCCACCCGGAGAGAGACUACAGAGGAGUUAAUCCGCCUCCGGGUGCGAGGAAGAAGCCGCAACCCGAUGCGUACUCGUCGAUCGCGAGAGUGCCGCCCACCACCAAGUGGUCAACCGCGAGAAGAGGGCGGAAAGGGACGGCUGGUGACAGAGACGACGAAGCGAUUGCCGCUGAUACCCUGUUGCUUCUGGCUGAUGGAAAGCCGCAGCGUCCGGAGACCACUAUCACCACUGAGGGGGAAGACACUGAUACGAAACAGAUCGCUGGCACUCAUUUUGCUGGCACCGAUGGGAUUGGUUGGGAUAAGAAAUCUGCUGACAUGGACGCCGGCAGCUACGGUAAUGAACUGAUAUCGAGCUACAAGAGAUCAAAGAAGAGGAAGAUCAAAGAGCUGGAACUGGUGAACGGGUCCGGCACAUCUGUUCGUUGUCGAAGGUAUCAGUGCAGUGUAUGCUUCAAGACUUUCUCUUCUCACCAGGCACUGGGAGGACACCGAGCCAGCCACAACAAGAAGAAGAGCAAUCCCGUAGAAGCAGCGGCGAUCCCUGACGAGAACGAAGGUGGCAACCCGAAGCAUGGCGAAGAUUUGAUCCGUGCAAACGGUGCCGUGAUCAAAGCGGAGAUGGCAGAACAUCGAUGCACGAACUGCAACCUGACGUUCCGAAGCGGGCAGGCACUCGGGGGCCACAAGAGACGGCACUUCAAUGAGCUGCAGCAUCAAGCUCCAUCGUCUUCUCCACACUCAUCUGAAAGCGACAAGGGAGCGAAUGGGCUGCUACAGAAUCGAGUUACAUCUUCUUCAGCGCACUCAUCUGAGAGCUACAAGGGAGCAAAACAUGGGCUGUUUGACUUCGACCUCAACGAGGUGCCGGAGCUCUAA
This is a messenger RNA of Musa acuminata AAA Group (dessert banana), 1284 nucleotides long. Its product is annotated as zinc finger protein ZAT1-like. NCBI's taxonomy places the organism in Eukaryota, Viridiplantae, Streptophyta, Magnoliopsida, Zingiberales, Musaceae. The coding region runs from base 1 to 1284 and encodes 427 amino acids. The transcript has a single exon. The record is from RefSeq and is a predicted model, not a curated record.